Molecule: messenger RNA, 3178 nt
Organism: Myripristis murdjan (pinecone soldierfish)
Lineage: Eukaryota; Metazoa; Chordata; Actinopteri; Holocentriformes; Holocentridae
Gene: exoc5
Product: exocyst complex component 5
Exons: 18
Coding region: 1-2127 (708 amino acids)
Biological process (GO): exocytosis; Golgi to plasma membrane transport
Cellular component (GO): exocyst; cytoplasm
Source: RefSeq, a predicted model, not a curated record
AUGGCGACAACUGCAAAAAUGUUCGAGGAGCCUUUUGAUGCAGACGAGUACAUUGAAAGGCUGGCAUGGAGGACUCCAGGAGGAGGAUCCAAAGGAGGAGCUGAGGCAUUUGACCCCAAAAGGCUGCUGGAGGAGUUUGAGAACCACAUUGAGGAGCUGAAGCAACUGGAUGAGAAGAUCCAACGCCGAGUGGAGAAGCUUGAGCAUCAGUGUCAGCGUGAGGCCAAGGAAUUUGCACACAAAGUACAAGACUUGCAGAGGAGCAAUCAGGUAGCCUUUCAGCAUUUCCAAGAGCUUGACGUGCACAUCAGCUAUGUGGCCACCAAGGUGUGUCACCUUGGUGACCAGCUGGAAGGGGUGAACACACCUCGACAGAGGGCAGUGGAAGCUCAGCGUCUCAUGACCUACUUCAAUGAAUUCUUGGACGGAGAGCUUCGUAGUGAUGUCUUCAACAACCCCGACAAGAUUAAGGAGGCUGCUGAUAUCAUUCAGAAGCUGCAUCUCAUCGCCCAGGAGCUGCCGUUCGACAGAUUUGCAGAUGUCAAGGCAAAGAUUGCAAGUAAGUACCAUGACCUAGAGCGACAGUUAAUCCAGGAGUUCACUGCCGCCCAGCGCAGGGGUGAGAUUGGACGCAUGCGAGAGGUCGCCGCAGUUCUGUUACAUUUCAAGGGCUAUGCACACUGUGUGGAUGUCUACAUCAAACAGUGUCAGGAAGGGGCCUAUGUGAGGAACGAUGUGUUUGAGGACACUGCAGUCCUCUGCCAGAGGGUCAACAAGCAGGUGGGAGAGGUCUUCAGCAGCCCAGAGGCUGUUAUGGCCAAACUCAUCCAGAACAUCUUUGAGAACAAAUUACAGGCCCAUGUUAGAGAGAAACUGGAUGAGACCCGACACUCUGAUGUGGAACAAUACCUCAAGAACCUCUAUGACCUUUACACCAAGACCACGGCGUUGGCUGCCAAGCUGUCAGAGUUCAACUUGGGCUCAGAUAAGCACACCUUCCUGUCCAAGCUGAUCAAGAACAUUUUCUCCUCCUACUUGGAAAGUUACAUUGACAUGGAGAGGGAAUACCUUCACACUCGUAGCGCUGUAAUCCUGCAGCGCUACUAUGACUCCAAGAACCACCAGAAACGCCCGAUUGGCACUGGCAGUAUCCAGGAGCUGAAGGAGCGAAUUAGGCAGCGCACCAACCUGCCCCUGGGCCCCAGCAUCGACACCCACGGGGAGACUUUCCUCUCCCAAGAGGUGGUGGUCAACCUGCUGCAGGAGACGCGCCAUGCCUUCGAGAGAUGUCACAGGCUCUCAGAUCCUUCUGAUCUGCCCAAGAACGCCUUCUCUAUCUUCCUGCUGUUGGUUGAGCACCUUUGUGUGGAUCACAUCGACUAUGCCCUAGAAAUUGGCCUCUCAGCUAUCCCCUCAGCAGAUGCUAAGAAUGCCAACCUGUACUUCCUGGAUGUGGUCCAACAGGCUAACACUAUCUUCCACUUGUUUGACAAGCAGUUCAAUGACCACCUCAUGCCUCUCAUAAGCUCAUCUCCAAAGUUGACAGAGUGCCUGCACAAGAAGAAAGAGGUAAUUGAACAGAUGGAAGUGAAACUGGACACAGGAAUUGACAGAACACUAAACUGCAUGGUGGGGCAAAUGAAGCACAUCCUGGCCACGGAGCAGAAGAAGACUGACUUCAGGCCCGAGGAUGAAAACAAUGUCAUGAUCCAGUACACCACAGCGUGCUCCAAGGUGUGUGCCUACGUGAGUCGGCAGGUGGAGCGCGUGCGGAAGUCGAUGGACGGGAAGAACGUGGACACAGUGCUGACAGAGCUGGGCGUUCGUUUCCAUCGGCUCAUCCACGAGCACCUACAGCAGUACAGCUACAGCUCUAUGGGAGGCAUGCUGGCCAUCUGCGACGUGGCCGAGUAUCGACGCUGCGCCAAGGACUUCAGGGUCCCUCUGGUGCUGCAGCUCUUCGACACUCUCCACGCCCUCUGUAACCUCCUGGUGGUUGCCCCUGACAACCUGAAGCAGGUCUGCUCAGGAGAGCAGCUGACCAGCCUGGACCGCAACCUUCUGCACGCCUUUGUCCAGCUCAGAGUGGACUACCGCUCCGCCAGAUUGGGCCGGCACUUCAGUUAAUGACUGAAUCAAUGACUCGCUGCCCUCCGUCCAAUCACACCAUUGCCCCAUGCUUUGAUGAGAUGAUGCACCUUGGAGACGCUCACCCCUGCUUCAGAGAAUGCGUCUUUCAUAGUAGACGGUCUGUCUGGCCCCAGACUGUCUGUCUGCACACAUGGGAUAUGUGCAUUUUACCUUUUGUUUUUCCAACCUGAUGAAGCUCAAAUAUCUAUCGAUUCAGGUUUUUUUGUUUUGUUUUUAAAUACUAGUUCAUCACCAAUUCACCUGGUUAAAAUUUCUGACAUCAUCAGUAAAUGGACAACAUUCACCUGUGCUUUUGACUGUAACAAACAAAAAAUGUGAUGUUUUGUUUUUUGUUUUUUUUGUUUUUGAUUGUGCCAAAUACAUAAAUUCCAUGGCUGCACUUGUGCACAGGAACAGACCGUGAAGCUGCUGUAAAGGGAAAGUUAGACUGUUAAUUUAGGCAUGCAGUCGUACAAUGUUCUGGGAAUGUCUACUCCAUAUGAGGAGGUACACCACUUAAGUUAGACAUUGCGCCCAAGCACGAGAUAGAGCUGUGUCUCGCCAAGAGGGACACAUGACCACCUCUCUAACCCUUAACCUCUGACCACAGAGCAGAGGUCAAGAGGUCGUUACAGAGAAGUGUGAGCUGAGCUAUAAGCAGGUCUGAGAACCACUCCUGAGAUUUGGGUGGUCCCGCUUAGGCUCAGAUGACUGAUGUGAUGGGUCAGUGAGUAUCUGUCACUGUAAUUGCACAGAUCAACACCUGCUCAUCCAGUGAUGCUUGGGCUCUUAUGGUCUCCAUUGUCGACUGGAUCAGCAGCAUUUGUGGGUCAGGGCACGCCGAAAAGUUGGCCUCUGCUGAUUAAGGAAACAAACUUAAAGGGAUUUCUGCACACAGGUCUUAAUGGAGAUUCAAAAUCAGUCUUCUCCGCUAAACAAGGAGAGUAGUCAUAUUCCUGAUGCCUGAAGCUGUCUGCUGCUCAAAGCUGUUCCCACUGUACUGCUGUUUACCUUGUUCAGUGACUCAUUAAAAAGAUGUUGCAUUUUA